This is a messenger RNA of Cetraspora pellucida, 9426 nucleotides long. The record is from the annotation of a GenBank genome assembly. NCBI's taxonomy places the organism in Eukaryota, Fungi, Glomeromycota, Glomeromycetes, Diversisporales, Gigasporaceae.
AUGUCACAGCAGCUACCCGUAGAACGGGAAUCCUUCCAAAAGGUAGACUUUCAUAAUCAAGACCUGCAUGAAGAUAUCGAUAAACAAAGCUCUGAAGGAAAAAAUGACGAGCUCAAUGAGUCUGAAAUGGAUAAUGUGAUAGUAGUUGAUUCAGAUGUACACAGUGACAAAGAAAAUUCGUCAGCAAAGGAAGAUCUGCUGGGUCAUCCGAUUACUUCUAAAAGUUUAACUAGCAGUGACGAAGACGAUGAGAUCGAUGACGAAGAUGACGAAGAUGAUGAUGACGAGAUAGAGGAUGCUGAUGAUUAUGAAGGACACGAAGAAGAAGACGUUGUAGUGACAAAGCCAAUCACUCAUGUUUCCCGUCGAGAUCAUGAGCAACAUCCUAAAAAGAGAGUUGCCUUAACCUCAGAAGCGCCGCGACAACAGCAUUCAUCUCAUCGUGGUCGUAAUAAUCCGUCCAAUCCUUAUAAAACAGUCAAUCGGCUUAUUGAACUCGCAAAUCACAUCCUUUUGAAUCGAUCAACUGCCGAAGGCCACCAACAAAUUAUUGAUUUAUUUAACAAAGAGUGGCUACCUAAAUAUGCAAUAGUACUUUUAAAUAGAGGGUAUCCAGCAGUGACAUCUUCGCAAGCAUCUAUGAUCGCUAGCACUAUUUAUCAAUUUUUCAUAAAGGUUCUUGAAAUCGCUAUCCGCCUUAUGGAUGAUCCCGAAGCCAUGAAUGUGGGCAGUGAAGAAUUUCCACUCUCUGAACUAAUGCAAGACGCUGUGGCUCGUAUAUUGGGCGACGAUACCGCGUCGUUUUAUCGUCGAUUUGAUGGUCGGUUUGAUUCUAGACGCCUAGACGUGGGCGUUAACCCCGCUGCGAUGGGAAUGGCCGGUGACGUCGAAGAGAUAGUCGAAUAUGAUGAUAAUUCAAGUGAUAUUAUAACUAUGGAACAGUUGGAACCUCGUAUAUCGCAGUACCAAUUUGAAGCCAUCCAAACGUUUAUCAACCGAGAUGGUUUAGGCGCCAUUACCCGAGCUCUUGGUUAUGAUGAAGAAGUACGUCAGCGAAGAAGCAUCUCGUAUUCCUAUAGUACCCUCGAUUUGAAAGAUGUUAACGGUUUAGUCAGAAUGAUUCACAAGAUCGGACAUUACGUUCCUAAUAACGUGGAUUUUAGGCAAUUUGUCAUGAAGGUUUCUCAAUGCGUUCAAGAUCAGAUUGUAAACAUUCCUGAAGAAUGGCUUAUUCGACAAGAAAAGAAGCUAAUUCCUAAUAUUGUACACAUGGUUACCUCUAUGAUUUUGAAUUUACCGUCCUCUGUUACUGGAGUCAUCCGGGAAGUCGAAAAGAAUUAUCAACAGAUGAUAUCAUCGGGUGAGGAAGAUGAUGAGGACAAUGAUUAUCUGUUGUUCCAGGAAGUUCCUGAUGAACAACAAGUUAUCAGAAGUUCAAUAUUGAAAAUUGAUAUCGCUAAUCGGCUAUUGAAAACUUCGAGGCUUGACCUGCGAUUAACAGGGCUGAACGAAAUUAAAGAGGCCCUUCUUCUUGGUCUUAGACAUGCAAAAAUUCUCAAAAAGAGUAGGCGUAGAGGUAACACUCGGAAAAGAAGCUUAAGUAUUGAUGGCGAGGAUGACACUGUACAAAUGGAUGAAGAAAGCCCGUCAGAUAAAAUUCUUCGGAGACUAAAUGAAAAAUUGCGAGAACAUGGAAUUUUGGAGUAUAUUUUUGGAUCAAACGUUCACCUUGAGGUCGUUCAACGUUGUACUGAUAUUUUAAUGUUUCUUAUACAUACUCGAUCAUUGACAUCGCGUGAAUUGGAUAUUAUUUGGGCACCUGUUGAUGGAAACCAACAUCGCAGUAUCAUUCAUGGUGUUUGUCAGGUGCUAACUGAGAUAUCAAAUCAUCUAAAUCAAGACCAGAGAGAUUAUUUAUUUGAGAAAUUCAUGAAAAUGCCAAUGAAUUUCAUAGAAUCUCAGACAUAUCAAUUAAUACGAACAUUAGUACAUUCUACUUCUAAUGAUGUGAGGUUAAGGGGUGUGGCUGUGUCGUGUAUAUCUUUCGCAGCUCAUCGUAUAUUGUGGCGUAUACUUUGCGAUUCGUCAAUUCCGAUACCUAUUUUAUUUAACGCCGAAAUAUUAUCACCAACAAUUACCGGGUCACCACCCGCAGCAACAGCAAUUGAUCAAGAAAUUGCUUCUAACGCAUGUGCCCUUUUGACUAAUUUGUUACAAGGUGAUACUAACAUUGAGGAUCGAAACAAAUUGCUUAUGAUGUGUAUUGAGUGCCUGAAGCAACAUGACCCUGGUACAAUGUGGGCUUUGAGAAUAUUGACAAAGAUUAUAUCGCCACCGUUUCCCACCCACGGUGUGAGCACUGCGGAAUAUUUACGCCAUUUAAUUACGAAUGUGGAAUUACCACAAUUAUUUUUGAGUGAUUUGGAGCAUUGGACAAAGGCUGUAAAAUGCUUCACAGAAAGAACAGAAAAUUCUAUCAGCAUGGAACUUGACCAUAUGUCCCCAAUCGUUGGUCCUUCAUUGUCUACUGUAUUGUCCCCAUCAAGAGCUGCUGCAUUGAAAGAUCAAUUGGUCUCUCGAUUACAAUUUUUGCAAUGGGUCGCUAAUUACGAGGCGGUUCCGUUUUUUACUUCAACAGCUCAGACCGAUGUCAUUUGGAGAUGCUUAAUUGCUGAUCCAAUUGGCAAGCAAGAACAAGAUGAGGCCUUCUCAUAUUUAGAUAAUAUAAUAGAAUAUGACCAUUUUAUUAGCCAUUUCUUUAACAAUCAAUUACCAAAAUUAGAUGUAAGGUACUUUUCAGAUCAAGCGUUCAAAUAUACGAAGAAUUGCUUGCUUAAAGUUAAUACUAAAAAUUCAAGAUUACGAUCAGCUUCACCAACUACACAAUCACAGUCACAAAGCCAAUUAGGCAUUCUUGUUCAAGGUGACCUUAUUGGUAUAGAUCUUAUUUGGGACAUUGCUCUUCGUGCUGAAGAGGAAGCAGUUGGCAAAGAAGCUAUUGUCUUUUUGGUGUAUCUUCAUUUGAAUACGGAUAAAAAAUUAGAAAAUUACACCACUUUAUCUCGUCAGCAUCGUGAAGCAUUAGUUGACAAAUGUGUUGGGCAUCUAUUUACUGCUGCAAACGGCUUGUCAAAUUCUUUACUCUUCCCUGCAGAGAAUUACGACUUAAAGCAAGGAAAUAAACAGAACGUGAUAUUAGAAGCUGGCAUGUCUGACGGAACGCAGAUUCUAUCUACCAACAAUGAAACCUCUAACGCCUUGAAAUUUAAGAGAUGUUUACAGGUGUUAAAGUCUUUUAUGGAUCUGUUUGAUACAAAAUAUAGCCAUUCGCAGAUUGAACAAAGACCAAUCAGAAGGCAUGGCAUGCUUAAUGACGGAGAGAUGAUAACUGUAAAAGUCACCAUAAACAAUGCUAGUGCAACACGGACAUUUGAAAUACAAGUUCAUCUCUCAGAAACUGUACUUUCUUUGCGUCAGAAAGUUGCAUCACGAAUUGGAGCUCCACGUCCUGGGAGUAUUCGAUUGUUCUUCUCUGGAAAAGAAUUACACCUUGAAGAUAAUGCUACGACUUUAAAAAAGUUGAAAGUUGUAGAUCGCCAAGCAUUCAUGGCUACUAAGCGUGCGUCGGAUGCUAGAAAUGGUCAAGACAACGAAAGGGCAGAAAUAUCUUCGGAUGAAGAGAUAACUGAGUCUGAUCUACCAAUAAAUAUGCUUUCGAAAUAUAUAGAUCAAUUUUUCUCUAUGUUAGAAUUAGAAGAGACUUAUUCAGCACAGAUAUGGGACCUUCUUAUGCGAUUGCCUACACAUGCUGGAUCGUUAUCUGCGCUCAAAUCUUUGAUGGCACCAGUACAAUGGGAUGAACUUCUUAUUUAUCGUUCACCUUUUAGAUUGCUUUAUGCUCUUCAGAUUCUUGAUUGGUUGUUAAGAGGCGGUGAUGAAACUACAAACGGUGAUGAAUGGAGUAUUCUCUUUGUUGAAAAUGGUGGUCUAGAUUAUUUGCUCUCAUUGUUAACAAUGCAAGAUGCUGCUAAUGAUAUUGAAAACUUUACGGGCGAUCAUCAAAAAAGUGUUACUAAACGUGCUUGUCUUGGACUUUUAUUGAAAGUUAUUGGCUUUUUUGCAGUUGACAAUUCUCCUACGAGUUCAGAAGUAUUUAGACGUUUUGAUUCCAACGCUUUGAUUGCAAAAUUGAUUGAUAUUAUUGGGAAGUGCGUAGAUCCUUCUCAAUAUCAAGUUGAUGAAGACUUAAUAAUUAUUCAACACUCUAUGAAGCUUCUGUCUUGCUUAUGUUUACGUGAUGAAUCUGCACUUUCGAGCUUUAUUGAAUUUCAGGGUUUGCGUGAAUGGUUAAUGUCAGCGCUUGUCAGAUGUCGGUCGGAAGAGGCAAGAAACCUCUUAGAACAAAGUCUUCUUCAAUUUUGUGAAGAAAUUACUAACAAUGCAACCUUCGAUGGAGCUCUGGUUCGAUUACCGCCUUCACUUGAAACAUUCCUCGCUUUAUUAUGGUCAUUUUUACCAGAUGUAGAAAAUUAUGUAGACACAAGUAAAGAAUAUUUUGAACUAAUGGGACAUUUGAUGCCAUAUAUAACAAAAUCUGCUCGCGUUCGAUUGCCUAUUCUGUAUAACGAUAUUAAACAACAAAUUAGACUACAUCCAAUCAAAGAGCAAUUUAAUUCUCCAAAUGAAGAUACUGUUGUUGUUGGUUUAAUACAAUUGAUGACAAUAAUCGUUGCGGAACAUCCCGAAUUUAAGCGUCUUCCUAAUGAUGACUUGCUUGAUUUGAUCUUCAAUGAUUGUCUUUUCGAAGUGCCAACACUUGAACAUGCAGGAUCAGUUCUUCCUCCAAAAUGCAAGCUUGAAGCUUCAAGGACUGCAGCUUUGGAUUUAUUAAAUGAGCUUGUCAAAGAUUGUCCAGAAAACUUUGUCCGCAUAACUGAAUUGUAUUUGAGACAAUUAGAUCGCGGGGAACAAUUAAACGAUAAUUGGAAUUAUUGUCCGAAAACAUGCCAAAAAGCUUCUGCUGGUUACGUUGGUUUGUCAAAUCUUGGAGCUACUUGUUAUGUUAAUUCAAUAAUUCAACAAUUUUUUAUGAACACUUCUUUUCGGGAAAGUCUUUUCUCUGCUCCAGUUCUUGAGGAUAAUAAAGAUGAAAGCCUUUUAUAUCAACUUCAGGUAGUAUUUGGUCAUUUGCAAGAAAGUGAAAAAAAAGCGUACGAAGCGCUACAAUUUUGUCAUGCGUACAAAGAUAUAGAUGGCCAACCAUUGAAUGUGGCUAUUCAGAUGGAUGUUGAUGAAUAUUUCAGUGGACUUUUUGACCGCCUGGAAAAUAGUGUCUCCGGAACACCACAAGCAACGCUCCUUAAAGAGCAUUUUGGUGGAACACUGGUUCAACAGAUUAAAUCAAGAGACUGUGGGCAUAUAUCUGAAAAAGAGGAAUCAUUUUUUACGUUACAAUGCGAAGUGAAAAAUAAGAAAAAUGUUGAAGAAAGUUUAGAGCUUUACGUCGAAGGAGAACUUUUGGAUGGAGAUAACCAAUAUUUUUGCGCAAAAUGCAAUAAAUCUGUGGAUGCUAUUAAAAGGUUAUCCUGUAUUAAGACACUUCCAAAAAAUUUGAUUAUGCAUUUAAAGCGCUUUGAUUUUGAUAUGGAGUUAUUAAAAAGAGUAAAAAUUAAUGAAUCAUUUGAAUUUCCUACACAUAUAAACAUGGAACCCUACACCUUGGACUAUUUAAUACGUAAAGAAUCAGGACAACUUGAUGACUCAAAAGUAGAUGCCGGAAAUAAGGCACAAUUCGAAUAUGAACUUGUUGGCGUUCUUGUUCACACUGGAACUGCUGAUUCUGGUCAUUACUAUUCGUUUAUCAAAGAGCGUAAGCCUUCAUGCAAUGAAAAUGAUUCUGAACGUCGUUGGUACCAAUUCAACGAUUCCACUGUUGAGAUAUUUGAUCCUAAAGAUAUUCCUAAGCAGUGUUAUGGUGGGCCAGAGUAUAUAAUGCAAUUGGACACUGCUCAACAAAAAAGUUUGCCUAAGAUGUUUUUAAAGCAAUAUAAUGCUUAUAUGCUUUUUUAUGAAAGAGUCUCUGAUUCGGAAGGUGACACAUUCGUUUCAUCAACAGAGAAAGAGAAGCCGUCAAUCAUUCCCAGAGAUGUUUUUAGUUCCAUUUGGGAGGAGAAUAUUUGUUUUCUUCAAGAUAAAAAUAUUUUCGAUCCAGGAUAUUUUCGACUAAUGUGGCAUGUAUUCAAUUCUGUCAGGCUUGAUGAAACCCCAACUAUUAUAGUAAAUGGUCAAGAAAUCGAUUUAACUCUCCGUUCGAUACAACUUGGAACAGAAUUUGUUCUUGGGACACUUGCACGUGCAAAGGAAAACAGUAACCUUUCAUCUUGGCUUGAAAUGCUAAAAACACGAUUUCAAACGCAUUUAGCUGCAUGCCAGUGGUUUAUUAACAGGAUCAUCGAACAUAGUCCAAAUUAUUUGCAACAAAUCCUUAUGUCAUGUUAUGUACAAGAUGCUAGGGAGCAAAUAGUUGAUUUAAUAAUUUUUGUUCUAAAAACACUUCGUAACGGCAAUUUAGAAGCUUAUGGUUUGGAGGUUAUCAUUGACGAUAUUGAAAUUUCUGACUCAACUAUGAACGUUGAUUUGACUCAUGCACAAGUGUGUUAUCAUAACGGCAUGAUUGUCAGACUAUGCGAAGCGUUAUUUAGUUUACUUCCGAAUGCAUAUUUAUGGUGGCGCAAUUUCGAACAAUACUUCUACUUACUUUCUUAUAUAGCUUCUUCAGGUGUACCUGAGCGUGUUUAUAUGAUUAAACGUGGAUUUGUUGGAGAGCUGAUUCAACUGUUCCUUAUGGAUGAAUUGUCACCUUUAAAGUCACGUAAACGAAGAAUGGGUGACAAAUUUUCGUUACCGCCUUUCCGAUAUUUAUUGAUUACAUUACGUACCUUAUUAUUAGAAUGCAGUAUUGAACCUGAACAUAGCAUUUCAUUAAUAUCAAGGACCCAAAGAAUUCCGGCUCCCUUAAAAUUGAGUGAUCGUGAAAUUGGAUUGAUCUUUGAGCGACAUGAGCAAGAGGAAUAUUUCUUGUUUUUCAUGAAACAAAUCCGCGAUGGUGUUGAUAGUGAAGCAUCUCGGGAUAUAUUUAAUCAUUUUGCAACGAAUAAUCAAGCUUUAUCAGAUGAACUUAUAACCCAAUUAAUUCGCGCUGCUGAUUCUUACAACGCAGAGUAUGUUCGACCUCAUUUAGAAAUAUUAUACUCAAUGGCUCAGAUUCAAGAUCAGUUUUCAAAUCGAAGGAUUGAGCACAUAGUUCAAGAAGUAUUCAAGCUUGCGAAAACAAAUCAAUCGACACCACAAUUCAGCUCUGAAUGCCUUGGGUUAAUUGAAGCUUUGUGUACUUCUACAGUCGGUCAUUAUGUCCAAAAUAUGCUGAUAACGCACUCGCACCAAUGGAUGCCGGAACAUUUGCUCAAUGCAUAUGACGCUAUCCGGCAGCGUGCUGAAGAACUUGCUAAUAUUUUAAUUUUUCGAAAAUUGGAUGAGCCUAAUGAUGAACAGGCCUUGUAUGAUGCGACUUUAUGCAUGAGAAAACAAUAUUUGAUGUUACUUAAAAUUAUGGAUAAUGUAGAGUAUUGCUGGAGGCAAACUUAUCCUCGACGAGGCGCUGAUCCUUUUGGAUGGAGACUUAGCAAUUAUUUUAGAGUCUUGACAAAGUGUGUGAGAUCGUCUCAAGAAAAAUUAAUGUUCCAGCCUUAUAUGGAAAAAUUGGGCACAAUCUUCAUUCUUGUGGAUCAAGUUAGAAUUGAUUCUGAUAUUGAUAAAAAGGAAUUAAUUACAUUUUGGCAUGCCGUAUGCGAAGAUUAUCCUGAAAAUGUUCAGCUAUUCAUUUCCAAUGAAGACAUAAUUUCACAUCUUCAUAUGUAUUAUGUUAGCAUUAAUCACACGACAGAAAAUAUUGUCUACAAUCAGACAACUCUCCCAAAAUAUUAUGGGUUAAUAUUGAUGGGAUGUCGUCUUUCAUCUGAAUAUCAUCAAAAAUGGAUGGAAGCACAGAAUUUCUUUUGGGCCCUUAGUAGCAUGAUUUUUGGAGAUUUUUAUGAUGAUCACAAAACAGAAGAAUUGCUAAUGUUAUUAAAAAUUAGUGCAGACGCGUCUCCAACCUUUAGGAUGAAGGCUUGGGAUUCGAUAAUAACUUCUUUAGCCAAUUCUGCACCUCUGACGCGCAAAACUAUAUCAAUACCUCAACCGAGAUUCAAUAGAAGAUAUAAAAAUUCAGAAGAUGGGGCUCUGCGUAAAUGCCUGGAAAUACUACACAACUAUUUGAAUAUUGCUUAUUCAUAUCAAACUGAUGAAGCAAUUUAUGGUUACUUGAAAUCAUGGAAGACUCGUCAAGAAUUUGUAUUUAUUCUUCUAUCAUUUUUGCAUCCUAAUGUUGAUCAUGAAUUUUAUACAAGGGCGGCAGAUAUCCUUUGCUUAUUACUCAAGAUGAAGUCAACUAAGGAUAUCGCACUUACAAUCCUACAACGGCUUAUUGAUAAUCAUUCGAAAUGGCAACGGGGAACGGUCACUAACGAAGAUUUACUCAUGAAAUUCGGCGGAAAUCGCUCGAUUUUCCAUCAGUACAAAUUAAUCGAUGAUGAAUUCGAUAAUUAUAAUGUUAUGAAUUUGUUACAAGGACCUUCAAUUCACGUUUUCAAACCUUUUAUGCAAAAAUUGAAGAGAGAACAGGUUAUUGUUACCGGCAUUGAAUUCGAGUCAUAUGAUAGAGUGGUUCAACUUUGCUCAUUAGUAAUCCUUGAAAUGAUGGACAUUGACAUCGAAAAUAUAUUUAAUAUAAUAUUGGGACUAUAUGAAAAAUUAUCUACAAAUGGUCAAGUUGCGAAUAUAUAUGGACAUGUUUAUUUUGCGACAUUGAUUGAACGUCUUUUAAAUUCAAAUUCACGUAUAUUAACUAAGCAUAUUUCAGAGAAAUUGAACGUACUUAGAUCAUUGAUUAAUAUUGUCAAAUUAAACAAGCCUGAGUUCGUGCAACCAAUCGUUUCAAAAAAUAUUCAGCAACUAGCUGCUAAUGUUAAGGCGCUCAAAGAAAAGCUUGAAUUUAAUGACUUAGCUUCAAUUAGCAUGAUCGUCCAAGAGUUAAUUCAGAUUUUACAAGUUCUGGUAAUCACAAUAUCGAAAAAUGAUCUCUCGACAGAUGAUCCGCUUACUCAAGCUUACUUAGAUAGUUUGAAAGAUAUAUCUACAGAUAAAGUAAAGAAUUUUCUUGAGCAGUUUGAAGGGUUAACAAAUGAUGUAGUUAAGAUGGAUUCGCUUCUUAAUGAAUUGACAACUCAACAAGAUGCUUUGAUGAGAAAUGGAGAUGAAAUGACACUUAAUGAACUUAAUAAGGAUGAUAGUAAUGUUAUUGGGAGUACAGGAAUAAUGAGUGAAUAA